Sardina pilchardus (European sardine) is the source of this 3577-nucleotide messenger RNA. It is a transcript of the gene smarcad1b, whose product is annotated as SWI/SNF-related, matrix-associated actin-dependent regulator of chromatin, subfamily a, containing DEAD/H box 1 b. NCBI's taxonomy places the organism in Eukaryota, Metazoa, Chordata, Actinopteri, Clupeiformes, Clupeidae. The transcript is spliced from 23 exons. Gene Ontology annotation, cellular component: nucleus. The record is from RefSeq and is a predicted model, not a curated record. Bases 360 to 3290 code for a protein of 976 amino acids. Gene Ontology annotation, molecular function: ubiquitin binding; chromatin binding; ATP binding.
AACAUCUUGUCGCUUCUUUGUGGUGUAACGUUGUUCGUUUCCACAGUAGGGCCGUGAGGAAAAAUACAUUACCUGCUUAUUUUGUGUGUUUAGGGUGAUAUGAUACACGAGUUGUGUAGGAUGACACAUUUAAUAGCAGCACAGCUAGCAUAGGAACUUGGGGUUGACAAUUUAUGGCUGUGGCAGCAUCUCUCUUUCAAUUGUUAGCAUGCUAGCAAGUUGGUGUUAGCACACCCACCUGAACUAUGUAGCAAAGGAUAAAUGCACAGUGUCUGCAGCAUUAAUCCAGAUAAUAAAGACAUAACUUUGCAUGGGUUUAGCUUACUGCAUUGCAUACGUAAUCACCAGCGGUGAACAUCAUGAGGAAUAACAAAGGAGACACUGAACAUAACGUUAACGUUAGAACUACGCGCCGGAGGAAGGAUGUGCACAAAGAUGUACCGUUAACUGGCGCGAUUGUACCAGAAACUCCAGAGUCCAAACGGCCCACUGGACCAGGGUCCAGCUAUAUAAUGCUGGAUUCAGAUCCGGGGACAGAUACGUCUGACACAGAGCUAUCUGGGAGUUCAGUGUUAAAACACAAAGAGAAGGAGCAGUCUGACAAGAAUGUGAUUGUUCUGUCUGAUCAGUCAGAAGAGACUGAAGACAGUGCAGAUGAGGUGCGCCCCUCGUCACCUCAAGUCUCCACGAAAUGGUCAGGAGACUCAGAGGCAGCCUGUAAGAGGAAAUGGGUAGACGGGUCACAGGUAUCCCAGCCGAGUUCUGAUUCCCUCCCCAGAAAGAAGCGGAAGCCCUCCGUGCAGACGGACGAUUCGGAGAACGAGGGCCCGGAGCCCACCUGGAAGGAGCAGGAGGACAUGGUGAAGAAACUGCAGACACACUUCCCUCAACUGGACAAGGAGGGACUGAGGGAUGUGCUGCAUGAACAUGACUGGCUGUAUGAGGACACGCUGGAGGCUCUACGGAUGUUCUCUGAAGAAGCCGAGGUGCUCUCUGAGAACGACGCUCCCUCCCCCCAACCCUCCAGACGCGACGCGUCCCCUCCCACGCGGUCCAGCAUCACGCGGACGGCGUCCCAGCCCACGAAACCCGCGCCCAAACCUACGCCGUCCAGCCCGAAGAGACCUCACAGAACCGCAGAGGAGGUCCCACAGAACGGAACCAGAGUGCUGCGGAAACGGAACCCGGUGCCGGUGAGCUACGUCGUGGACUCCGACAGCGACGACGGCAUAGCUAAAGGCCGCGGCGCUAAGGGUGGCGUAGCUAAAGGUGGCGUAGCUGCUAAGGGCGGCGGCGCUAAGGGCGGCAGUGACUUUGAGGCGGUGUCGUCGGACUCCGAUUCGGAGGACGAGGGCAACGAGCGCCUGACCGCGCAGAAGAGACAGUUGCUGGACUUCUUCCAGGAGGCGUCCCUGGAGGAGCUGUCGCUCAUCGAAGGCUGCUCGGCCAAGAAGGCCCAGAAGAUCGUGGAGCUCAGGCCUUUCAAGAAGUGGCGAGACCUGGAUAAGGCCCUGAGCGGCGGUCACGGGCUGUCGAUGGAGCUCCUGGCGGGCUGCCGGGAGGUGCUGCGUGAGCGGGAGGUGGUGCAGGGCCUCAUGGGCCACUGCGAGGAGAUCGCCCAGAAGAUGAGCCGCGACGUCACCCAGGUGCUGGAGAGCGGCACAGGCUCCAUGGAGCAGCCACUUGUCCUCAACCAAACGUUUAAGCUGAAGCCGUACCAGCUGGUGGGACUGCGCUGGCUCACCCUGCUUCACCAGAACAACCUCAGCGGCAUCCUGGCAGACGAGAUGGGUUUGGGGAAGACCAUUCAGGCCAUCGCCUUCCUGGCCAGCUUGUAUCAGGACGGGAACCGCGGGCCACACCUCAUCGUCGUGCCAGCCUCCACACUAGAUAACUGGGUCCGUGAGCUGAAGCUGUGGUGCCCCAGCUUGGAGGUCCUCGUUUAUCACGGCACGGCUGAGGAGCGCCGCUUCACCCGAUACCAGGCCCUCAGCAACAGGGAGGACUACAACAUCAUCGUGACCACGUACAACCUGGCGAUAGGGAACUCGAGUGACCGCAGUCUGUUCCGUAAGAUGAAGCUGGAAUACGCCGUGUUUGACGAGGGCCACAUGCUGAAGAACAUGAACUCACUGCGCUAUCGCCACCUCAUGGCCAUCAACGCGGAUCACCGGCUGCUGCUGACGGGCACUCCCCUGCAGAAUAACCUUCUGGAGCUCAUGUCGCUGCUCAACUUCAUCAUGCCCUCCAUGUUCGCCAGCUCCACCGCCCAGAUCGCCCGCCUCUUCUCCAUGAACUCUUGUGAAGGGCAGAGCAGCUUUGAGAGGAAACGCAUCACCCACGCCAAGCUCAUCAUGAAGCCUUUCAUCCUCAGACGUGUCAAGAGUGAGGUGCUGAAGCAGCUGCCAGCCAAAGAGGAGUCUGUGGAGUUCUGCCCCAUGAGUGCCAAGCAGCAGCAGCUCUACAGCGCCCUCCUCAGGAAGCUGAAGGGCGCCGCCACCAACGGAGAGAAGCGUGAGCUGACCAAUGCAAUGAUGCAACUGCGCAAGAUGGCCAACCACCCGCUGCUACACCGUCAGUACUACACCUCUGAGCCCCUGACCGCCAUGAGCAAACUCAUGCUGAAUGAGCUGACCCACCGGGACUCGGACCCGGACCUGGUGAAGGAGGACAUGGAGGUGAUGUCGGACUUUGAGCUACACCGCCUGUGCCAGCAGUACUCCGCUCUGAGGGAGCACAAGCUGGGCACCGACCUGCUGCUGGACUCAGGGAAGCUGCACUUUCUCACAAAGCUGCUGGCCUCCCUCAAAGAGGAGGGGUCCCGAGUAGUCCUCUUCAGCCAAUUCACCAUGAUGCUCGACAUCCUCGAGCUCUUCCUCAAGCAUCACAGCCACCGCUACAUCCGAUUGGACGGCUCAACGCCCAUGGCUGACAGGAUUGGCCUGAUCGAUGAGUUCAACACGGACCAGGACAUCUUUGUGUUCCUGUUGUCCACCAAGGCAGGGGGGCUGGGCAUCAACUUGACUUCUGCCAACGUGGUCAUCUUGCACGACAUCGACUGCAACCCGUACAACGACAAACAGGCGGAGGAUCGUUGCCACCGCCUGGGUCAGACAAGGACGGUGAAGGUGAUCAGGCUUAUCAGCAAAGACUCCAUAGAGGACGGCAUGCUGCGCAUCGGACAGAAGAAACUCAAACUGGAACAGGACAUGACCGCGUGCGAACAGGGUGAGGAGGACAGCAUAUCCGACGAUAUGGCCUCUCUCCUGAAGGCGUCACUGGGACUGUAACGGCCAGACUUUUUGCUGACAGUAGCAAAUCUCUAGUGUGUAAAUGCCAGACAGGAGGCAUGAUGACAGUUGUGUGUCACGACACAAGUGUUCUUGUUUUAUUGUUUUUUUUUUAUAUAUACAUAUACAGUGUAUGGACUCCUGCUGCAUUGAAAAAACACAUUAAGAAGUGUGCCACGUAUACCUCGUAAUAAACCUAUCCAUGGAAUGUACUUGUUUUGUCUGUGACUGUCGUUUGUAAAGUCGUUUUAAAAUAGUAGGUUUUAAUAAAUGUUUUUGAUCUAUGA